UGGAGGAGGAGAAGGCUCGUGGGACGUCUGUCGCGGGACGGGCUGGCCAGCUGGGGCGCAGAGCCUAGAGGAGAAGGCAGCGGCAGCGGCAGCGGCAGCGGCAGCGGCGGCAACGUUCGGAGCAGUAGCAGCAGCAGCAGAAACAAGUACCAGCCAAACAGCGGCUCCUCCGGCCCGAGCAACCACAGUCCCCCGGCCGCGAUGGCGCUGCAAAGCCCAGCGAGCGAGGAAGCCAAGGGGCCCUGGCAGGAGGCAGACCACGAGCAAGAGGAGCGGGAGGGUAGUCCAGAGCCAGGGCCUGAGCCAGAGCCUCAGCCCGAACCAGUGCCUGUGCCAGUGACCCCACCGGAGCCCCAGCCCUUGCCGGACCCCGCACCUCUGCCGGAGCUAGAAUUUGAGCCCGAGUCGGUGCAUGAACCCGACCCCACGCCCACAGUAGAGACCCGCGGCACGGUGCGUGGCUUCGAGCCUCCUGAAGGUGGCUUUGGCUGGAUGGUCGUGUUCGCUGCCACCUGGUGCAACGGCUCCAUCUUCGGCAUCCAUAACUCGGUCGGGAUCCUCUACUCCAUGCUGCUAGAGGAGGAAAAAGAGAAAAAUCGUCAAGUGGAGUUCCAAGCAGCAUGGGUAGGAGCUCUUGCCAUGGGCAUGAUCUUCUUCUGUUCUCCCAUUGUGAGUAUAUUCACUGACCGUUUGGGCUGCAGAAUCACAGCAACUGCAGGAGCUGCUGUCGCUUUCAUUGGCCUCCAUACCAGCUCCUUCACCAGUUCCCUCAGCCUGCGCUACUUCACCUAUGGGAUACUCUUUGGUUGUGGCUGUUCCUUCGCCUUUCAACCAUCCCUCGUCAUCCUGGGUCACUACUUCCAACGCCGCCUGGGUCUGGCCAAUGGCAUUGUGUCUGCUGGGAGUAGCAUCUUCUCCAUGUCCUUUCCCUUCCUUAUCAAGAUGUUGGGAGAUAAGAUCAAGCUGGCCCAAACCUUCCAGGUGCUGAGUACCUUCAUGUUUGUCCUUAUGCUGCUUUCACUCACCUACCGGCCCCUCUUGCCCAGCUCCCAGGACACCCCAAGCAAGAGAGGUAUCCGCACCCUGCAUCAGCGCUUUCUGGCUCAGCUCAGGAAGUACUUCAACAUGCGAGUAUUUCGCCAACGUACCUACCGCAUCUGGGCCUUCGGGAUUGCUGCUGCGGCCCUUGGCUACUUCGUUCCCUAUGUACACCUGAUGAAGUAUGUGGAAGAGCAGUUCUUGGAAAUCAAGGAGACCUGGGUGCUCUUGGUGUGUAUUGGGGCUACCUCAGGCCUCGGGCGUCUUGUGUCAGGCCAUAUCAGUGACUCCAUUCCUGGACUUAAGAAGAUCUACUUACAGGUCCUCUCCUUCCUGCUCCUGGGCCUGAUGUCCAUGAUGAUUCCCCAGUGCCGGGACUUCGGGGGCCUCAUCGUUGUCUGCCUCUUCCUUGGCCUGUGUGAUGGAUUCUUCAUCACCAUCAUGGCCCCCAUUGCAUUUGAGCUAGUGGGCCCAAUGCAAGCUUCACAGGCCAUUGGCUACCUCCUAGGCAUGAUGGCCCUACCCAUGAUUGCUGGGCCCCCCAUUGCAGGCCUCCUCCGCAACUGUUUUGGGGACUACCAUGUGGCCUUCUACUUUGCCGGUGUGCCCCCCAUCAUUGGGGCUGUCAUCCUCUUCUUUGUCCCUCUGAUGCAUCAAAGAAUGUUCAAGAAAGAGCAGAGGGAUUCCAGCAAGGAUAAGAUGUUGGUUCCCGACCCAGACCCCAAUGGGGAGCUGCUGCCGGGCUCCCCCAACCCUGAGGAACCUAUCUAAUGCCUUUUAAAAAAAUAUUGUGUGCUCCCCCCAGCCCUUCUUCUUCAUCCCACCCUGCUCGGCAUUUACAUUUUUGCCACCAGCAUACUUGUUCCCAAACCUGUGCACAUAGCGUUUCAGCCACCUGACCAUCCCCUUGGAGCCAAAGCUCUAGGUGUCCCACAUUCAACCCAG
Molecule: messenger RNA, 1983 nt
Organism: Chinchilla lanigera (long-tailed chinchilla)
Lineage: Eukaryota; Metazoa; Chordata; Mammalia; Rodentia; Chinchillidae
Gene: Slc16a2
Product: solute carrier family 16, member 2 (thyroid hormone transporter)
Exons: 6
Coding region: 202-1809 (535 amino acids)
Biological process (GO): transmembrane transport
Molecular function (GO): thyroid hormone transmembrane transporter activity; monocarboxylic acid transmembrane transporter activity
Source: RefSeq, a predicted model, not a curated record